GGAGGAAAAAGAAGAAAACUGAGGGGAAUGAACGCGCGACGAGAGCCGGCCACAGUGCAGAGAUGAAGGAAGUGGGGACCGGAGCGGGGCCAGCGCUCAGUGGAUCUUGUGCCCAGCGCUCGACUGGUGGAGCCCGAAGAGGACGUAGCCGACGUACAGGGCGCCGAGGCCCAGGCCCAUCUUCGAGUUGAGCCUCCAGCCGCUGAGCACGACGACGCCCAUGAACAGGAAGAGCACCAGGAUCAGGAUCAUCACCCAGGUCAGCAGCCUGUUGACCCCGAGGAACACGAUCGGCUUCCCGAUGAUCGAGGAAGACACACGCGAUGAGCCAGGGAAGCCCGAGGCCGAGCAGGAUGUCGAAGAUAUUGGAGCCGAGGGCGUUGGACACCGCCAUGUCCCCCUCGCCGCGGCGCGCAGCGGCCAUGGAGGCGAAGGCGUCGGGGAUCGACGUGCCCGCCGCGAGGAACACCAGGCCCAUAAACAGCGUCGGGAUGCCGGCGAUGCACCCGAAGCGUGUCGCGGAGUCCACCAUCAGGUACGAGAGCACGGCGACGCUUCGGGUGUUGCCAGGGGUGGCGCUGGCCCUGGCUGAAGGUGUUCCCGGUUUUUCGCGCCAGCUUGGCGCCGCUGGGGCCGUCUGGGCCUCGCGAGGGGCGCUCUGGCGGCCGUGGGUGUCUCCCUGCACAUCCCCGGGGGACUCUCGCCCAGGGGCACCUUUGGCAACACCCGAGAUGUUGAGAAGGGAGGCCAAGAAGCAGGCGCAAGGCCUACGAUCCUGAUCAGGCAUAGUGCAGCGCCACAAGACCUCGAUUGGGUCGUAAUAUAAGGCCCCUUGCAUAUCGUCGUCCUCUUCGUCGGCAUCUUCCGGUAUCACAGGAUCCUUCUUCAACAUUUUGCAGAGGCCCUCGUAGAUCGGGAUGUUUCGCAACAUCCAAACACAAUACACGAGAUAAGUCAGGCACAUCACGGACGCCUCCCAGAUCUGUAUAUACUCGUCCCAAAGAAAAGCAGUCAACUCUACGAUCGCAACGAGGUAGAAGAGGCAAUCCCGGGAAAGCGGGUACCACCAUAAGUUCAAGGAGCGCACGGCGAAAAUACCAGAGACGCCGACGACCAACAGGACGUUGUGGAUUGCUGAGCCGAUGAUGUCUCCAAUUCCACACUCGUUCACGAUGAAGACCAGGUGGCAACCACAUUGGUGCAGAACUCUGGGGCGCUGGAGCCGAACGCGAGCAACGUCGCGCCGGCGACGUCGGACGGGAUGUUGAGCACCUUGGCCAAGGCGAUCGUAGAGGGGACGAAGUACACGUCGGAAAUCACCUUCAGGUUCUUGAACGUCCAGGCCAUCAGGAGGCUGGAGAGGAUGAGCCCGAGGGUGCACGGCCGAUCCCACGCCGCACAGGUGCUCCUGUCGCACUCGCCGAAGAGGGCCGUCAGCAGCGAGAAGUGCUCCGGCAUCUUCCCCGCAUAGGAGGCGAUGCGGUCCGGCGCCCACGGGCCGCCGCCCCUGCCGUCCCCGGCGGGGUCGUCCCCGCGCGAGGGGUGCGGACUGUCCGGCGGCGUGUCCGCGAAGCCGUCCGGGGGCGCCCCGCCACUGCCGAGGCCCCCGCCGAAGGCGGCGGGCCCCCGCCCAGGCUCCGCGCGCCGGAGCUGCGGCACGGCCUCCCCGGGCCGGCCGCGUGCGGCCUCUGCGGCGGCGCCGCCUGCUGGGCCGCCCGUCGCGUUUCCGCCGGGGGGGGCGAGCGCGGCUCUUGCCCCCGUGAUGCUCGGAGGCGUCGGGCCAGCUGCAGCUCCGUGGGCCGUGUGCCCUAGGCGGUGCUGCCGGGAGGAG
Prorocentrum cordatum is the source of this 1831-nucleotide messenger RNA. Lineage: Eukaryota; Dinophyceae; Prorocentrales; Prorocentraceae. The record is from the annotation of a GenBank genome assembly.